AUGCCCAAUAUCACGCCCGUCCCAGCACUUCCUUGGAAUUAUAUCGCAAAACUUGUAUGCAUAGGAGAUUCAGGAACUGGGAAAUCUAGUUUGACCAUCCGAUUAUGCGAAGGCAGAUUCUCCUCCUCCCACGAUGUGACCAUCGGUGUUGAAUUCGGUUCGCGAAUAGUACCUGUCGGCCCUCCCGCCAAUGCUUCGUUAGGAAUCGGUGCUCCUAGGAGCGGGGACGCCAGCCGCACAAGUCCCACAGAGCAAAAGAAGAUGAAACUGUCUUUAUGGGACACUGCAGGGCAGGAGACCUACAAGAGCAUCACGAGGAGUUAUUUCAGGGGUGCCUCUGGCGCUUUGUUGGUAUUCGACAUCACACGAAGGAGCAGUUUUGAAUCAGUCACUGGGUGGUUGAACGACCUAAGGCAAAUUGCUGAAGAAGGGAUUGUUGUCAUCCUCGUAGGCAACAAAUCCGAUUUGGCUGCCGAAAGCACCGGGGUUGACGGCGGCACCAAGCGUGCGGUGACCAAAGAAGAGGCGGAGGACUGGUGCCGCCGGGAGAACGUGGUUAAAUAUGUCGAGACCAGUGCCAAAAGUGGUGAAGGAGUCGAGCAGGCAUUCCUCGAGGUGGCCGAAAGAAUAUACCAAAACAUUGAAGCCGGGAAAUAUGAUCUCAACGACCGCCGCAGCGGCGUCAAAGGCUAUGGCAGCGGUGCCGGACGCGAGGAAGGGAAAGCUCCCAAGACUGUCAACCUUACAAUGAAUGAUGCGGUCAAAAGCGGUCAAGGCAGGGGAUGCUGCUGA
Exophiala dermatitidis NIH/UT8656 is the source of this 792-nucleotide messenger RNA. Its product is annotated as Ras-like protein Rab-14. The transcript is spliced from 2 exons. The coding region runs from base 1 to 792 and encodes 263 amino acids. Gene Ontology annotation, biological process: regulation of endocytosis. Gene Ontology annotation, cellular component: endosome. NCBI's taxonomy places the organism in Eukaryota, Fungi, Ascomycota, Eurotiomycetes, Chaetothyriales, Herpotrichiellaceae. The record is from RefSeq and is a predicted model, not a curated record. Gene Ontology annotation, molecular function: GTPase activity; GTP binding.